CUUUGAAGCGUUUCUCUUCUUCUUUGCGGAGAGAGUUUCUCUAGGAAUCGAGCUUCUUCUUGGUCUGCCCGAUCGGGUCGGCCGAUCCCUUCGAUCUGGAAGGUUGCUAGCGAGCUAGCUGCUGAGCAGCGAGCGAGCAAGCGCAAGCGAGCGAAUUCAUCCAUUCCUCCAUUCAUUGGAUUGACGAAUCGAAAGGAAUGAGAAUGGGUGGCUUCAAGGCGGAGGAGGCGGCGGCGAGCAUCAAGUCCGUGGCGGCCGGCGGCGCGGCGGUGAAGGAGGCGCACUUCCGGGGCGUGAGGAAAAGGCCGUGGGGGCGAUUUGCGGCGGAGAUAAGGGAUCCCUGGAAGAAGACUCGCGUGUGGCUCGGCACCUUCGACACCGCCGAGGAGGCGGCGCGGGCCUACGACAAUGCAGCCCGGGCGCUGCGCGGAGCAAAGGCCAAGACCAAUUUCACCCCGCCCUGCGAUGAUCAGAGCACCAGCCAGAGCUCCACCGUGGAAUCUUGGAGCAGUCCCAAGUACGAGCAGCAGCACCACCACCACUUGAUCCACCACCGCCCUCCUCCGCCGCUGGCGCUGCCCGUCGCCAGCGAUCUCUCGUCCUGGAGGGGGCCGAGCAGGAUGAUUGGAUCCGGGCGGGCCUCCAGCGUUGUGGAUCUGAAUCUAGGAAUGCCCGACCUCGCCUCGUCCAUGAUCCAGAUCGUGGACGAUGGCCAGCACCAGCACCAGCACCAGCAGCAGCGCUAUCACCCAUCAGUCCAGACCGGAGGAGGCCACGAAUCCGCCAUCUCCACCAUCACAAGCUUCCGCCCUUGCCGAGGCCCAUUCGAGGCCAUCCCGGUGGCUACUCCACUCCACUUCCUCCACCACCAACAUCCCAUCUGCUCCUCCGCCAACAACAGCGGCCAUGGCAUCAAGCGAUCCUUGAUCAUCCCCCAGGCGCUGCCGGUGGAUUCCUCGCCGCCAUCGCUCCCCCUCGCUCGCCAGGCUUUUGCUCCCGACGCCAAGAAGAUGAGGACUGGUGCUACCACCCACAACACUAGUUCUUCGUCGGCCGUGGCGCUAGCGGCGCUGGAUCAUCACCACCAUCAGGCAGCGUGGCUCGUCAAAUCUUCUCCUUGCUUGCAGCCACAAGAGCCGGAGCAGCAGAAGGCGAUCCAGCAGAGCUCCACAUAUCAGAGCGACUGCGAUUCCUCCUCGUCCGUUAUCGAUGCCGAGGCAGCUCCUCCGGUAUCCACCAAGCCGCUUCCAUUUCUCGACUUGAAUCAGCCUCCGCCUUGUUCCGAGGAGCCGCAAAUCGCUGCUCCUGCCAAGCUCAUGCAUCUGCUCACAUGAUCUAGCAGCAGAGAGUCGAGAGAGUGAGAUGAAUCCAUUCACGCAUCCUGUAGGUGCCGUGAGGAACAGAAAGAAGAAGAAGAAGAUAAGAUGGUUGUUCUUUUCCUUCUAAUCUUCGUUUGAUCGAUGGAUCGAUCGAGAGGCCAUGGCUGGCUGGCUGGCACACACACAAACGCGUUUGUCUUGUAAAGAUUUAUGGUUUCUCCUUGAAAUGCAAAGAGACUGUGUGUCUCGGAUUGA
Molecule: messenger RNA, 1574 nt
Organism: Selaginella moellendorffii
Lineage: Eukaryota; Viridiplantae; Streptophyta; Lycopodiopsida; Selaginellales; Selaginellaceae
Exons: 1
Coding region: 198-1334 (378 amino acids)
Biological process (GO): regulation of DNA-templated transcription
Molecular function (GO): DNA binding; DNA-binding transcription factor activity
Source: RefSeq, a predicted model, not a curated record